AUGCAAUCUCCACAUUCAACCCCCAAAAUGUCUUUGCCGGAAACAAAAAUGGCUGCUCCAGCAGAAACAGAGGUUCCCAAACAUUCCGACGUUCCGGCUGUUGAACCUGUUGCCCCUUUGGUCUCUGAAUCCGAGCCAAUCACCGAAGAAUCAACCUCCCAAGAUCAACCAAUACUCGAAAAAGAACCGCAACCAGAAACGCAAGCUUCAAUUGAGAAGAGCGAGGUCACGUUACCGGUUUCAGAAGAGCUGAAGCCCGAAACUAACCCGGAACAUGAGGAUCUUCUCUCCCAAUUGGAAGCCAAGGUGUCGUCUCUCUGGACCAUGGCAGCACAGAAAACAGACCGGGAAAGUCUCGCCGAAGUGAAGCAGGAUAUUUUGCUGCAGCUUGCUUCUGCCAAAGAGUCGCUUGUGACCAACCAGGCGCUCCAGUCCAAUGUGCACUUCGCCGAGUCGAAGUUGAAGGAACUCACAGACAAAGUAAAGAAUACAGACGUAGGCUUAAAUUUCGAGACUGUGUCCACACAGGCCAACAAGGCGCUUGAUACGCUUGACUCCAAGUUGGAGAUUGUCGAGCAGCAGGCGCUGAAGUUUGUGUCUCUGUUGACGUCAUUCUUCUCCAGCAUGGUUGUAGUCGAUGCGCCCAAGGAAGAGCCAAAAGAGGUUCCGGGCUCGUUUUCUAGCUUGCUCGCUGCAUCUUACGGUAACAGUCGUUUCGACACGGAGCUCCGGAAGCUUCACACCACUGAGAGUUACUACUUGAGUAGCGAUUUGGAUAACGAGAAGGAAUUGGCUGCAUUCGAUGUAAAUGACCGCACCGAUGACAUUGCCGCGCUAUUGUCCAAGUACUCUGCGACUCUCGAAUCGCUCAUGAACCUGUUGGUGCCCGUACAGAUCUCAUACUCGCUCUUCUGGUACCGUUAUUUCAAGCAGGAACAAUUGUUGAAGCAACAAGAGGAGGCGCGCAAGUCGCUUCUUUCCUCGGGACGCGAGGCUCCCAAAGGUGAUGCCAACUCCAAGCCGCUGGUGACCCAAGAAGACGACGAAGAUGAUGACGAUUUCACGUGGGACGACGACGAAGAUGAGGCGUAG
Molecule: messenger RNA, 1092 nt
Organism: Australozyma saopauloensis
Lineage: Eukaryota; Fungi; Ascomycota; Pichiomycetes; Serinales; Metschnikowiaceae
Gene: DOS2
Product: Dos2p
Exons: 1
Coding region: 1-1092 (363 amino acids)
Cellular component (GO): cytoplasm
Source: RefSeq, a predicted model, not a curated record